AAAGUGCCAAGACUUCUCGGCCACAGAUGUGCAGAAGACGCAAACUGCAUUGACAUUCCAAACGCCCGAUGUAGCGAAAACAACACAUGCAUUUGCACGUACAAGUACAAAGACACAGACGACAGGACAGCAUGUAGCGCACGACCCCGGGUAUCCAUUCCGACUGUCACCGAUCUUUGGUUAGGUCGCAUUUGUAAUCUUGAGGACAAGGAACCGUGUCCAAAUUGGAACAUCACUAAUCAGCGGUGUAUGUCAGAGGACGGCAGGGUCAACACCAGGUGUCGCUGUGUGGCGGGUUUCUCUAACGUUUACAACGAAGGCGAAUGUCAAGAAACGCAGACCUAUUUCAUACAAGUAAAUAUAUCCCAUGAACUUGGAUGUCUAAAAAGGAAAGACAGAGAGGACAGCGAACGAUGUUACAUAUACCAUCCCUUCCGGUAUAUCAAGCAGUACCGAAACCAAAAUACAGGUCACUUCCGGAACCUCAAACUGAGGUCCCAGAUUCGUGGGCUGGACGGUGCCUUCAACCAGAGUGAUAUCUGGGAUCGAUACGUAUCCAGUGAGGUCAUCAAUAUGACCGAGACCAGGUCCGGUUUCCAAAUUAACGCUGUUCUCCAGAUCAUGGCCGAUUAUUAUACAGUCAUGAACGGAUCUGAAAUACGGAUACAUCUCGCCAACCACCUCAAAAGAAACGACGGAAUCCUAGGAACCAGUCAACUGCGCGUCGCCGAACCUUAUAUAGACAACAUUCAAAUAGAAGAUUUUGACGAGUGUGAAGAGUGGCAGGGCCGCCUGAACGACUGUUCGAAAAUGGCAUGGUGCAUCAAUACUUACGGUAGCUUCAUGUGUUCAUGUUAUUACGAGUUCGAGGACAAGUCACUGGAUCCGAUCAGUCGUCCAGGAAGGGUCUGUGAAGAACAAACUGAAACAACAACACAGAACACCAGAUGCUCUGGUGGAUCCUGUAAAACCAGAUGGGAAUGGGUAGGAUUCGCUCUCGUCAUGCUGUUCAUUGUCCUUAUAUCAUUCCUAGUGUAUGAGGUUUAUAUUCGCAAAAAAGAACUUCGUGAGCAAGAAGACCCUGGCUAUUCAAAACUUAAGCGAGGAAGAUCGCGAAGAUCUCGCAGAAGUCGGCGAAGCAGACGACGUUCACGAAAAUCCAUUUCCCGACAUAAUAGAGAGUCUGAUGGCGGGAACAGUGACUGUGCUAUAACUAUUGAUCAAGACAUACCGACGAAAGAUGAAAAUCCCCCAACAUAUGGCACAGGUGAUUCCUAGCGAUUACCUUGUUACUAAAAUUAAAACCAAGCAACACAAAAUGAACCGUAAUUCCGACGAAAUUGGUACGUGUAUAUUACAAUGAUUACGCACGGUUCUAUGCUAUGUUGUAUACAAUUUGCCUGUAAGGAACCAUCUAUGGGAAGUUUCUGAGAAUUAUUUGCCUGAAGAGACCAGCGAUAUGUUGGAUAACUACCUUGAAUAUAGUUGUCACGAACGGAAUCGGCAAAACCUAGACCUGAGCGUGUCUGCUAAGCAGUCUCCUAAUAAUGUUUAAAAUAGCUACACGAUGGUAAUCAAACACUGACAUCCGGUCACAACCAAAUCGCCACAAGCAUACUAUAAUACGUUCCUGGGUUUUACGGACAAUGAUCGGGAGUUCCUCUGCUAAGCUAUCAUUGCCCAGCAUAUUGACAGUGGUCGCAUCACAACUACAUGUACCGUUGACUAUCAUAUAUAUAAUCAAAAUCCCGUCAAAAGUGAAUGAAUACUGGUCACUUCCUGACAUUUUAUUUUAAUAAAGUGAACGUUAGAUGCUACCAGAGAUAAUCCUUUGGGAACAUCAUGUCCUCGAUAACCAGUCAGGAAUCUAAAUCUUAACAGAGAGUAAAUACUCCAACUUUUCAAAUCAAUGGGACGGCUUUCCUUGCCUAACUGCUCCAAGGAACCAUUUGAUGAUUAUGCUGCCUGAAGGUAUACAGAUGACGUUAAACGAUCUUUUCAUCGAGGUGCUCUAGCUGAAUGUAUCCCAGCGUAGUAUCUGCUUUAACAGACUAUGGUAAAAUUAGUCCUCUCAAAACAUUGGAUGCUAGUCAAACUUUGUAAUAUUCCGAAAGUUUGGUGUUACCAGUAUCAAAUUACGUCAUUGUUUAGAAUCCAAUGAUUUUUUUUCCUAAUUUUAAGUUAACUGUUAUAAAAUGAAAUACGAAAACGUUUCAGAUGUGUUUGAUGUGAGGAAAGACAAAAGUAAUGUAAAAAGAGUGGAAAGCGUAUUGUACAAUGUGUGAGCGAGAAAGAGCAAACAUGCAGUCACUGAUUAAUAAUAUUGAGGAGGAAUUAAUUCACUGCAUCAUUUAUGUUGUAUCACUAAUGUUAGGCGGUCAGCAGUUCAUUUCAGUGCUACACUGAUCUUUGUUUGAAGGAGAGGGAUAUUGUUACUGUGCAAAGACAAAGAAAGAGAGAGAGAAAGAGACAGACAGACAGACUGAAAGAGAGAGAAGAAAAAGGGGAGAAUAGUUUGUGUAAAAAAAUGAAACAAUUUUCAUUCCAAGGAUAUAUACCAUGUAUGUGUAAUAAAAAACAAAGUCCU
Molecule: messenger RNA, 2587 nt
Organism: Mizuhopecten yessoensis (Yesso scallop)
Lineage: Eukaryota; Metazoa; Mollusca; Bivalvia; Pectinida; Pectinidae
Exons: 11
Coding region: 250-1278 (342 amino acids)
Molecular function (GO): calcium ion binding
Source: RefSeq, a predicted model, not a curated record